GAUAUAUACAUACAUACACAUUAUAUAUAUUUAUGCAUUAGGCCUCUCUGCUAAGCAUGAUAAAGAAUACCAACCUAUACACACCUAACAUUUGCUUGUUUGGUGAGUAUGCCUAACCAACAGGUCUUUGCUCGUUUUGGCUGCCCAAGUGGACAAUUAUGGCUGAUCCAGUCAUAUUUUCCAAAGAGCACUAAAAUCUAAAAUGGGGCCCUUUGGCUGACCUGUCCAUAGAGAACUGCAGUCCUCGCUAAACUGUAUGUUACAACAUUUUCAGAUCAACUUAUAUUUGACCAAGCCGCAGUCUGAUGUUCUUUGGGGAGGCUGUCAUUUUAGCCUUUAGUAAGUGGGUAGAAAGUGUACUCAGCACAAGCCUUAUUCAUUGCAUGUUUUAGUGCAUCAUAGUAAAAUAGGUACAUGCAUCAAAAUAUUCGGAAAAUGUUGCAGGUUAUUUGGCUCCUUCUAAAAUUGACCAUAGUGCAUAUGAAUGUGAUAGGGACCUUAGUCUUUAAGCUCCCCCGGGACAAGGACUGCGCUCUGCCUUCAAGACCACAUGUAUCAACCCCUGAACUACAGAGCCACACUCUCUGCUAGCAUCAAACUAAAAAGUACGUUGAGGGGAGCACAAGAAAAAACGCAAUAAUGCUGCAAAAAGUUCUUUUAUUGCCAUGCCAUCCAUCAGUUCAUGAUGGGGAAACUUAGUUGAGGGAGAGUUAAAAGACUGUGGGCAUAAGCCAGUUCAGAUAGUGAAUGUGGAUACAGAGAAUAAGAAUCACUAGCAAAGAACAUAUUUAUUGAAUCACACUAUAGCUUUAUGAGAACUGUACCUUUCAGUGGUGAGUUAUAUUCUAUGGUAUCUCUUUAUGAAUACAGAGAUAGCUCUUAGCUCUAAGGUAGCAGAAUUUAUAAAUGCAUUUAUAUUUAUUUACAACGGGUUUAUACACCCAGAAAUAAAAUUAACAAGUCAACAGCAGGACACUGACUAGCUGCAGCUUGCAUUUGUAACCAUCAUGUCAUCAAGUGGUGUUUCCAUGUUAUUUAAAGAGCAUUCAGUCCGAAAUUCAAGUGAAUUUUGUUUCAUGUAAUAUGACUUUAGUUUUGGACAACUGAACUUGACAAUUUUUGUUCACAUUUGAAGUCAGCCAUAAUCAAUAUCAUAUGACUGGGGUAAGGAAACAUUAUUUCUAUGAAUCUGUAGAUGUGUUAGCUACAAUUUUAUACAGAACUUUAUACAUAUUUAUCAGGAAACAUAAAUGGCAUUGCACAGCAGAAAUAUAGCCAAGAAAGGGCUUAGCUGAUUAUAAGUAAAAGGAAGUGUAGCUGCAGUAGAGACAGUAACAUUAUGGUAGAAAUACAAGAGAUAAAGAAGAAUUGUAAGUUCCUGGAAAUCUUAAAAUAUUAAGCACAAUUAUAUAAUAAUAUGAGAUUUAAUUAAGCUAGUCAUAAAAAAAAGCCUAUUUCAUGGGUAUAAUAAUAUUUUUACCUUGUCAACAAUCAGCAGUCUAGCCAUAUUUCAUGGCAAAGCUUUAGCACUGACAGCAACAGUCAGUCAUGUGCAGAUCAACGCUUGUUGUUGCUAAUGCUUUGUUAAUUUCCUAUUCUGAUCGAUAGCAUGCAAAACUGUAUAAUAAUUUUCAGAAUUAAAUUAUUGUAUUUAUGAAUAAGUUGCUAAAUUAAUUGUGUGCAGGCUGCAGAAUGCAAAUGCCAGUCACGGCAGCACUUUCUAUUCAGUGAUAUCAUCAUAAAGUGCUGACAUUAGGAAACCUGUAUCAUCCCUGCUUUGUUUGAUGCACACAGACUAGCAAGAUAUUUUUGCUUACCAGCUAACCCUGACAACCCUGGUUCUACUACCUCAGACUACACAUUGCACACCUUAUAUAUAUUGUGUUGAUGCCUUAUGUCACAGGAUCCUAUUCUAUACAAAGGACAUAAAUCAAGGCACCUUAUACACCAAUACUCAACACAAACCUAGAGAAGUGACCGUAGUUUUUUCUUAAAUUUAACUUUUUUAAUAUAGUUUAUGACUGCAAUGUAUCAUUUAAGUAAAGAACUGUGAAAACAUUAAGCAAGAACAACACAAGAAUGAAGUUGUAAUUAGUUAGCCAUACUAUUGCAGGCACAAUAAUACACUUUCAGCUGCUGAACUAGAAGAUUAUUACUUUGUGUUCUCCUGCUGGUAACACCUCCAUGUUUAGUGAACAAUGCAUAUCCAUAGCCACAGAGAAUACAUAGGCCAGCCACAGUCUGAGAGACAUGGUGCUACAGAGUGGAUCACCAUGCUGGUAUUGCAUUCUUAUGGCUGUUGAUUUUAAGUGUGUGUGGGCUAUAUCUUAAGGUUUUACUAGUUAACUAUUAAAAAAUGUCGGAUUGGCAGAAAAGAAAUACAAAAAAUGAGAAAAUAACUAAAUUCCAGUUUGUCUUAGAAUAACAAUCUUUUGUUUUCAGACAAAUGGAUGUCAGAUUUUUUUUCUUUAGAGACCAAUUCCAAUGUCUGUAAGACAAAAAUGUUAAUACUACGCACUACUAUUUUUUGGGGGGCCCCAGGCAGGGUAGUAGGGAGGGUCUUUCGUUUUCUAUAUGUGUACUUCUUCUGUCUAGCCUUUUAUCUCCACUGUCUUUACUUACAGCAACACUGAGGAGGGAAGCAGUUUAAAGCACAAUAUGAAGAUUUCUGCACUCAGAAGUAGGGUACAAAUACUUCUGCACUCAGAAGUAGGGUACAAAUGCUGUACAUAAUGUUUUGGCCAUCUUUAUCAGCCGCCCAAGGCAACCACAGCCCUUAAGCAUUGAAGAUCUGUGCCUCUGAAGGCGCCCUUAGUAGCUUUUGAUCUUCUUUGACCUUAGAGACCAACUCACAAUAUACUGUGUAUUUAGAACAUAAAAGUCAAAAUAAAAGGCUGAUUAGUAAUCAAUUCAGAUUCACCCCCUGUAGCCCCUGUAGCAUCAUCUUCUUCGUCCUUGCGCAAGUUAUGAGACUGUCAUCUUGCUGUAAUCCUGCCUGCCUACAUACCCUUUCAUGAUUUUUCAGGCUUCAGCCUGCUGUAGGCAAUGUUCCCUCUCCAACCUGUGCACAAACCACAUGUGGUAUAUACAGAGAUCACAAAGCAUUAUGUCAUGACAAAUAAGACUAGUCCUUCCUUGUGCCAAGCCACCACAUUGAGAAAAAACUUUUUUGUUUUUUUUUUUACUAAAUACUUAAUUCACGCACAGCUAACAAACAUUAGUGGGAAUUUGGGCUUUGUGGAUGUGGUUACUAUGUUUUCUUUGUUGCAGUAUGUAGUUUAAUCUUAUGUUUUCCUUUUGCUGUUGCAUAAAAAGGGGACAUAUCUGUUUGUAUAAACUGUUUGCACAUCAGAGUAUAACUGAAUCUGUGAAGGGAAAAGUCUAGAUAUGAAAAGGAAGGCAAGUGGCGUAAAGCACUUUUGCCCAUUAUCCUGCAACAUCCUACAUUACAGCUCCAAUGGAGGGUGCAGGGAAGAAUUUCACAAAACCCUUCACAUAAUUUAUAAUCAUCAUUUAAAGCAGCCGCCGCUGUCAGUACUGCAGCUCAGUGUUCCAGCUGGCAGCUCUGCAUAAUGGAAAAGUAGCCAUUCAUUUCAUUGUUGAUACAGUAUAAUGAAUUGCUUAUCCUCCGAAACAAAUUGGUUCAUUUUUUUUUUCAUGCAAAGUUUUCGUGCCAGUUCUGACACAAGUCAAAAAGACUUUCAGUUAAUUCAUUUAUAUAUUCAGAUAAUACUUUUGCCUAGUAGAAGAAACAGUGAAAAAGCACAGAAAUCAUAUUCUACAGUCAUAGAGAAAUCUCCAAUACAGUCAAUUGUUUUUCAGAUGGCAAGCUUCCUUAGUUAAACCUGGCCUUUCAAGUGUAAAAAUGAGAGCUUGGCACUCAUUUGUUAAACAGUAUCUCAUUUAUAGGGAAAUUAGUCCUACUGCACAGGCUAGUAUUGUAGAAGUGUGCUGUUUAUACACUGCUAUUACCCUUGCUAAUUUUCUGGGAACAUUUCAGAGAAUGUGUAGCAUGUCUGACAGCAUGUGUAUUUGAGUGUGUUUAUAUGUAACAUGAUAACGAAGGAUUCUGCAGCGCUCUUCACCAUGGUUACUGUUUCUAUGGGUCCAGCCUCUCUUCUCCUCUUGCUGCCAUGGUGACUGUAUCCAUGGCACAGAUGUUACUAGGGAGGGAAGGAAGACUGUGCAAUGAACAGAUUUAUACAGAGUGUUCAACGCAUUUUUGCAUUGUGGGUUUUACCUAUUUGCGGGAGAUGAUAGGGCAUACAUAUAUCCAUUUUAGACAGAUUCAGUAAAUAAAACCCAGUACCUUUUUAUACAUAACACUGCUUAAUAGCAGACAGGUAUUUUUUUACACCUAAUGAUGAAAUAUCAAUUAAGCUUCCUGGGCACUAACAAGUUAACUGUAUUGUGCUUCUGUACACCACACCUCAGACCCACCCCCAUGCAAAUUUGUUCUCCCAGUGCUCCAUCACUUACUAUGCUCCACCCCUCUGCAAUCCUUUUCACAGCACAAGCACCCCCCCCCUCUAUUUGCACAGAAGCACCCCCCCCCGACGUAUCCCUAUCACACCUACAUACCAUCCAACUCCCUCUCCAGGUAUAUCCACACCCCUUGCUUUUCUUUAUCCUUAUACCCACCCUGCGCCACCGCUCCUCUCAACACCUCCCUAAAAGAAUACAUUUUUUAUCUACAUACUUAAAUGGUAACCAAGCACUUCUGUCAAAUACACUAAUUUCUCUUUGAUAGAACCCUAUACUCUAUACUCUCAUCACUGUUUCCUUUCCUGUUCCCUGUUAAAACCAUUCACUGUUGGUUUGUACACCCCUGUUAAAGCCACCACCCCAAUAUUCCUUGUUUUCCAGCCCUUCAACCUUAAUAUAAAUGCAGCCUUUCCAAACCACCCCUCCAGCCCUCUGCUCCCUUAAAACAUUUAACAACCCUCAAUCCCUAUUCUAGCCUGCCAGUACCAUCACUCCUAUCCUUUGCAAGCCUCCACCCCCUUCAGCUAUUGCAGCCUGCAUCUAUAUCAACUGUUAGGUGAGUACGAGUUAUGGGAGCAGAUUCUGAUGUUGUCGUGUCUUUCCCUACAUGUGUUUCAAUGCUAUUUGAGAAUUUGAGAUACUCCAGGACAAAUAUCCAGUGAACCAGGGAAAAAGCAUAUCAGAAAGUCUGGAAUAGUGAGUUUCAGAGAAUGUCUGGAAGGCAGAUCCAAGGCACCUCAUGAUAGAUGGCUUAGAAAAGGGAUACCUGCAGUUACAGCUUGGAACAGACUGAUUUAAACAGCCAAUUUUAAAGAAAAAAAAACUGUAAAACUUUCAAUGUAAUUUUGGGAUGAAACAAGAUAAAUUGCAGGGAAGCCUAUAAAAUAUCAGUGCUGGGGCUCCUAAGUAAAAGAUACAUUUGAAUCUACAAAUAUUGGCAUUGCUAUGACCUGUGUCCUAUGAAUUUCAGUAUAUUUUCUACAUUGUGUCAGUCAUGAAAGUGUGAACUUCAGGAACAGAAUGAAAGAUGCUUGAUGUACAGGGCAGGUAAUUGGGGAAAAUCCUGGUGGACUAUCCAAUAGAUGUAAGACCGGCUCAUGCAUGUUCAGCGGAGGAACAUUUGGGUUUUCAGAUGGCGGUUGUUAUAUGGGGGACUGGCAGGAUGGUCGGGCACAUGGUUAUGGAGUGUGCAAAGGUCCCACAAGACAGGGGGAAUACAGUGGCCUCUGGAGUAAUGGCUUUGAGUCUCUGGGAGUUUACACCUGGCCAAGUGGAAACACAUAUCGUGGAUACUGGGACCAAGGCAAGAGGAACGGGCUUGGAGAAGAGCAUAAAGGCCGCUGGCUUUACAGGGGCGAAUGGACACAUGGUCUGAAAGGGAGACUUGGCGUGAGAGAGAGUCUGUCUGGAGCAAAAUAUGAGGGACUAUGGACAGAUGGACAGCAGGAUGGAUAUGGGGUGGAAACUUACUCAGAUGGAGGUACAUAUCAAGGACAGUGGCAGUCCGGUAAGCGCCAUGGUUACGGAGUGCGUCAAAGUGUUCCCUAUCAUCAGGCUGCUCUUCUACGUUCCCCUCGUACUCCAACACUCAGUUCUUUGCCACACUCUCCUGAUACCCACAGCCCCACUGUUCCAAGUCUUCUUCCAGGAAGCCCAGCCUCUGGAUCCAGAGGGGGAUUUGUCUUAAAAGUCAGAGGGGUAGGUCCAGAAUCCCAUGGACCUGGCAGUGGUGGGAAGCCCAAAAAAAGAAGCUUCUUCUUUUCCCGCUCUCUUAUUCUUAGUGGGUUUCGAUUACAUCGUGGGUCUGACAAUAAGACUCCCUCAAGUGGUCGAGACAGCCAGCGUAGUUCCCUGCGAAGUGAAACAAGGGGAGCUGGGGGUUCUUUGGGCUCUAGUGCCAGUCAAGAUGGUUCCAGUGCAAGUGUGGCAGACACAGAUUCAGAGUUGCCAAUAGCUGCUUGGGAGACUGAAAUAUAUGCAGGGGAGUGGAGAAGUGACCGACGCACUGGGUAUGGUGUCAGCCGCAGGUCUAAUGGACUCUGCUAUGAGGGAGAAUGGCUAAGGAAUCGACGACAUGGUUAUGGUAGGACAACUUUUCCUGAUGGCUCACGAGAAGAGGGCAAGUAUAAAAUGAAUAUACUAACCAGUGGCAAAGUUAAAAGUCUGUUCCCACUACGAAGGGGCAAAGGUCGAGAGAAGGUGGAGAGAGCAGUAGAAGCUGCAAGAAGAGCAGAGGGCACUGCUAGACAGAAACAGGAAAUGGCAGUGGCCAGUGCUGCAGAUGCCCGCCUUCAAGCUGAUGCAGCGUCUGUAGCUGCUCAACAGGCUCUGGAAGCUUCUCGAGCUGCACAGAUUUUGUCCCAAGACCUAGAAGAAUUGCUGGAGACACCAAGUUCCCUGUGUGUGCAGGAUGGGGAGGAGAACAUAGCUGAGGAAAGUAUACCAUGGCUUAGGCAGUGUCCAGAGCUGAGUCAUGAUGGAACCCCUUUAUCUGAUGGAACCCCUGAGCCCAGCUUGCCUCCCAGUCAUCCUGAUACUCCUCCUGGUUUCAACUGCACCCAACACCGGGAGGCAACUCCAUGCCCGCCAAUCCAGGAAGAGGAGGAUAACUCCACUGAGGUGGAAACCCCUGCACACCUUCCUGAGCACUCACAAGAACAAAUGCUGCCUGAAUUUAACCCUCCCAUGGGGCUGAACAACCCCAUAUCCAGCAUUGACUCUGUGGGAGAAGUUGAUUUGGGGGAGAUCGUUAAGCCUCCCCAACAAAUACGUAUGCAAACGGAUGCUGACCCUCUUGUGGUGGCUAUCGUGCUGUUCCUUGAUGUCUCGCUCGCAUUCCUCAUCUCGUAUUUUCUGACAUGAUGAGAUGAAGGAGUGUCCCUUUUCUGACACUCACUCACGCACUCUGUCUCUCCUUCUCUACCUCUCUUCCCUGAUGUUUACAUAUAAAGGGCUUUAUCACUUUCUAUCAUGCUCUCUAUCAAAUUCUCUCUUGCUCUCUCUGUCUGUUGUGAUCUGAGAAGCAGUCUCCUUAAUGUAGUACAAAGUCAAUAUGGACUAUGACUGUUCAACAUUCUCCUUCCUUUUAUCUCUGUCUCUCUGUUUUUUGUUAUACCAUCCUCCUCUAUUGUAGCCUUUCUUUACUUAAUGUUUCACUAUGUUCUCCUCUUCCUCUCUCUUUAUCUUAUCUUCUUUCAAGGAAUGUAAUGAUCCUGUUUAGUAUAUCUGCAAGAUUUUGCCUUUGCAGAGUAAAAAAGCCUCCUACCCAGCAUUCCUUUUCCUUCCUUUGCUCCCACUCUUGCCUUACGCUCUUUCAUAUAUUGCCUUCUACCAUGCUUUGAUGCAUCACUUAGUCCCACUCUGCUAAUCCCUAUAAUAUCCUGUGCCAUCUCACACAACUCCCACAUUCAAUUUUCCUGCACAGUACCCUCCCAUAUCCUUUCCCAGCACUGCCCCGGUUAUGCAUUGUGCCUGCCCUUUUCUACAGAUACACAGUUUAUUUCUUGCUAUGAUGCCUGAAUUCUCCUGCCCGUUCCCUCCUACCAACUGCAUUGUGCACCCUUUUACCUCAAGCUUGAAUUCCCUGUCAGAGCAUGCACUUCAUUCCUAUUUUUGUAGCAGUAUUUUGCCUUCUUAUGAACCUGGAAAUGCAAAAAAAAAAAAUAAAUUAAAAAAAUAAAAAAAAGAAAUAAAAAAAAAAAAGAAAAGAAAAAGCUGAAAUAAUAAAAUGCAUAA
Molecule: messenger RNA, 8220 nt
Organism: Xenopus tropicalis (tropical clawed frog)
Lineage: Eukaryota; Metazoa; Chordata; Amphibia; Anura; Pipidae
Gene: jph4
Product: junctophilin 4
Exons: 6
Coding region: 5587-7347 (586 amino acids)
Cellular component (GO): junctional membrane complex; endomembrane system; sarcoplasm
Source: RefSeq, a predicted model, not a curated record